AAUAAAUGAUCAACAAAAUUCAAUUGAUAAAAAUGAUCUUUCAUUACUUGAAUUAUUUCAUAAUACAAUUCCAUAUGAUUUAAAAAUUGAAAUAGGUACACACAUAUUUCAUGCACAUCGACAUAUACUUAUAUUACGUUCGGAUUAUUUUAAAACAUUGUUUGGAAGUCAUUUUAAUGAUUGUACAAAUAAUCAAUUAAAAUUAAAUGAUGAUAUUGAUGUAAAUGCAUUUGAUAUUUUACUUAAAUAUCUUUAUACAAAUCGUAUUGAACAUGUUAUUCAUGAUGGAUCAUUAUUAAUUGAAUUAAGUCAUUUCAUCGUUUCUUAUUCAUGA
Rotaria sp. Silwood2 is the source of this 334-nucleotide messenger RNA. The record is from the annotation of a GenBank genome assembly. NCBI's taxonomy places the organism in Eukaryota, Metazoa, Rotifera, Eurotatoria, Philodinida, Philodinidae.